UGCUUUUCUUUCACUCGUCUCUGUACCGUAGACCGAGGAUGAACGGAAACGGUGAAUUCGUCUUUGUCGCUCUGCUUUUGCUGGCUUUGUCAUCGUUCAAGAGCUAUGCGGAAGUCAUACAUUUUCGCGAGUGUCCCAAGCCAAAUCCCGAUGUAGUCUCCAAUUGCACUAUACACGAGGUACGAGUGGAUCCUUGCAGAGAAGCAGCUGAAGAAAAACCGUGCCGAGUUAGGAGGGGAUAUAAUUCGAGCAUAAGUUUUGAUUAUACACUGAACUUUAGCGGAGAUAAAUUAGAAACUCGAGCAUAUUGGGCCAGUGCUGUGGCUGAUCUCCCAUUUAUAGGAAUGAGUGGUGAUGCUUGCACGAUGACUGCGUGCCCGGCUGUGCCAGGUCAAAAACAAACUUACAACGUUCAAUUAUUUAUCUCGAAAAAAUUCCCCAUUAGAAUGUACGACCUCAAGUGGAAAAUGUGGAAUGAGCAAGAACAAGAAUGUUGUUUCAUGUUCCAAAUUAGGUUACACAAAUGACGACGAUAAUAGGCUUAUUUUAAAAGUCCUUUUUCUAAUCGUCACCAAACUCUUCGACCAUUGUAAUUUUGUGAUUUAAUAAUUAAAAUAAAAAUUAAUUUUUACGAUUCA
Molecule: messenger RNA, 638 nt
Organism: Polistes canadensis
Lineage: Eukaryota; Metazoa; Arthropoda; Insecta; Hymenoptera; Vespidae
Product: MD-2-related lipid-recognition protein-like
Exons: 4
Coding region: 39-527 (162 amino acids)
Biological process (GO): sterol transport
Molecular function (GO): sterol binding
Source: RefSeq, a predicted model, not a curated record